AUGGCUCACGAAAACGUCUGGUUCUCCCACCCAAGAAGAUUCGGUAAAGGUUCCCGUCAAUGUCGUAUCACCGGCUCCCACAACGGUCUUAUCAGAAAGUACGGUUUGGAUCUAUGUCGUCAAUCCUUCAGAGAGAAGGCUAACGACAUUGGUUUCUACAAGUACCGUUAA
This is a messenger RNA of Zygotorulaspora mrakii, 171 nucleotides long. Its product is annotated as 40S ribosomal protein uS14. Lineage: Eukaryota; Fungi; Ascomycota; Saccharomycetes; Saccharomycetales; Saccharomycetaceae. Bases 1 to 171 code for a protein of 56 amino acids. Gene Ontology annotation, biological process: translation. Gene Ontology annotation, molecular function: structural constituent of ribosome; zinc ion binding. Gene Ontology annotation, cellular component: cytosolic small ribosomal subunit; ribosome. The transcript has a single exon. The record is from RefSeq and is a predicted model, not a curated record.